Molecule: messenger RNA, 1789 nt
Organism: Anguilla anguilla (European eel)
Lineage: Eukaryota; Metazoa; Chordata; Actinopteri; Anguilliformes; Anguillidae
Product: microtubule-associated protein futsch-like
Exons: 16
Coding region: 191-1789 (532 amino acids)
Source: RefSeq, a predicted model, not a curated record
GAAGAACGAAGAGAGAGUAAAAGAAUAAAACUGAAAAAAAAAGAACGGAGUAAGUAGUCCGUAAUGGAGUGGGAUGGAGAGAAUAUGAACUAAAGGUGAACAGGUUGGCUAGUUUGGGAUAGAACCCACAUGUGGUGUAAACUGGUCUGAUGUGUUCCAGUCUCCUGAGAUAGGGGGCGCUGUUUCUAAAAUGAGUCACUCAGGAGAGCCAGACACCAAAGGAGGAACCCUCAGCACUAAAAGAAAGAGGGUCCAGGAGGAAAGAGCAGGGUCACCUGUACCCAGCUGUCUGUCUGUGAAGAGUGAUGAUUCAAUGAGGAGGAUAAUCAACUUCAGAGAAGAGUUUCCAGCUGAUUCAAGGGUUCAGGUUGAAAGAGCAGGGUCACCUGUACCCAGCUGUGUGUCUCUGAAGAGUGAUGAUUCAAUGAGGAGGAUAAUCAACUUCAGAGAAGAGUUUCCAGGUGAUUCAAGGGUCCAGGAGGAAAGAGCAGGGUCACCUGUACCCAGCUGUCUGUCUAUGAAGAGUGAUGAUUCAAUGAGGAGGAUAAUCAACUUCAGAGAAGAGUUUCCAGCUGAUUCAAGGGUCCAGGAGGAAAGAGCAGGGUCACCUGUACCCAGCUGUCUGUCUAUGAAGAGUGAUGAUUCAAUGAGGAGGAUAAUCAACUUCAGAGAAGAGUUUCCAGCUGAUUCAAGGGUCCAGGAGGAAAGAGCAGGGUCACCUGUACCCAGCUGUCUGUCUAUGAAGAGUGAUGAUUCAAUGAGGAGGAUAAUCAACUUCAGAGAAGAGUUUCCAGGUGAUUCAAGGGUCCAGGAGGAAAGAGCAGGGUCACCUGUACCCAGCUGUCUGUCUAUGAAGAGUGAUGAUUCAAUGAGGAGGAUAAUCAAUUUCAGAGAAGAGUUUCCAGCUGAUUCAAGGGUCCAGGAGGAAAGAGCAGGGUCACCUGUACCCAGCUGUCUGUCUAUGAAGAGUGAUGAUUCAAUGAGGAGGAUAAUCAACUUCAGAGAAGAGUUUCCAGCUGAUUCAAGGGUUCAGGUUGAAAGAGCAGGGUCACCUGUACCCAGCUGUGUGUCUCUGAAGAGUGAUGAUUCAAUGAGGAGGAUAAUCAACUUCAGAGAAGAGUUUCCAGGUGAUUCAAGGGUCCAGGAGGAAAGAGCAGGGUCACCUGUACCCAGCUGUCUGUCUAUGAAGAGUGAUGAUUCAAUGAGGAGGAUAAUCAACUUCAGAGAAGAGUUUCCAGCUGAUUCAAGGGUCCAGGAGGAAAGAGCAGGGUCACCUGUACCCAGCUGUCUGUCUAUGAAGAGUGAUGAUUCAAUGAGGAGGAUAAUCAACUUCAGAGAAGAGUUUCCAGCUGAUUCAAGGGUCCAGGAGGAAAGAGCAGGGUCACCUGUACCCAGCUGUCUGUCUAUGAAGAGUGAUGAUUCAAUGAGGAGGAUAAUCAACUUCAGAGAAGAGUUUCCAGGUGAUUCAAGGGUCCAGGAGGAAAGAGCAGGGUCACCUGUACCCAGCUGUCUGUCUAUGAAGAGUGAUGAUUCAAUGAGGAGGAUAAUCAAUUUCAGAGAAGAGUUUCCAGCUGAUUCAAGGAUUCAGGUAGAAAGAGCAGGGUCACCUGUACCCAGCUGUGUGUCUAUGAAGAGUGAUGAUUCAAUGAGGAGGAUACUUAACUUCAGAGAAGAGUUUCCAGGUGAUUCAAGAGUCCUGGGCAUCAUGGCAUCACAGCCGGUUCCUCCCUGGCAGGAUGGCAGGGGGAGGAUAAGGAGGAAAGCCAAGCUCACCAGUUUUAACUUCUAG